Messenger RNA from Prorocentrum cordatum, 1536 nucleotides. NCBI's taxonomy places the organism in Eukaryota, Dinophyceae, Prorocentrales, Prorocentraceae. The record is from the annotation of a GenBank genome assembly.
AUGCUCGCCGCGGCGUCCGCGGCGGCUGGCGCGCUGUUCCCGGAGGUUGGCCGUGGGCUCAGCACCGGGCUGGCGUUGUACGCCGCCAACCAGGGGCAGCAGUGCCCGGCGUGCACCUGCGCGCCGCAGCUGCAGUGCCCGGAAUUGCGUUGCGACUGCUCCGGCCUGCAGGGGUCGAGCACCCAGGGGCCAGGCCCCUGGUCGGUGGCGCUCGCUUGCGCCGCCAGCGGGCUCGUGGGGGCCUGCAGCGCGGCGCUGGCCUGCUGGCGCCUGAGCGGCCGCUCCUUCGGGCCGCGCGGUGCCGCGCCGGCCACGGACGGGGAGGCGGACUUCGGGGGAGCAGGCGCGGGCCCAGGCCCUGCAGUGCCGAUGGCGGCGCCGGCACCUCCGGCGUACCCAUCGGUCGCUGGCUUUGGGGUCCAGCCUGGGGACUUCAUCGGCGUGCAGUACAACAUCGGCGGCGCGGCGCUCAUCCACGAGCGGCUCGUGGUGCUGAUGCCGCCAGGUCGGCCCGACAGCGCGAGCAUCCUCACCCUGGACGACGACGAGUACGAGGAGAAGUACGUGGGCUCGGCGGACGUGUUGAGGUGGGACAUCUUCCCUGGGCGCUGCUGGCGGCGUGAUGCCGUGGGCCCCGGGGGGCCCAUCGUGGCCAACGCGGGUGGGCGGGCGCUCGACGUGCCUGCCGCCGCGCCGCUGGGCGCGCUGGUGCCGCCGGCCGUGCGCCCCGCCGCCCCAGCUGCCGGCGUGGCCGGGAUGGUGGCCGCCCUGGGCGGGCCUGCGGCGGCGCCGGGGGCCUCCCUGCCGCUCCUGCCGCCCGCCGCGGCGCUGCCGGGUGGCGCGCAUCCGCCGGCCCCCGCGCCCGCGCCCAUGCUGGCGCUUGCGGCCCCGCCGCCCGGCACGGCUGCGGCCGCCCCGGCCCCCGCGGCCCUCGCCGACGUCCGCGUGCAUCCCGUGGUGUACAAAGCCCUCGGCUCCAGGCGCAUCGGCUUCGGCGACGCGGUGGAGCGCACGGUGGAGCACCAGUGGCCGGACUGGCCGAUCUCCGGCCCACGUACGACGCUGUGGGUCUGCCAGUUCAUGAAGGACAACGGGCUGUCGCCCCUCGGACGCCACAGCAAGUGGAGGUCAGAGGGCCGCCUCGCCCUCACCGAUGGCGGCGUGGCCGAGCACGAGCGCUGCUGCUCGUACCUCGAGCAGAUGGUGUGCUUCGAUCAGUUGAACGUCCCGGACGUCGCGGCGGCGGAGAUGAUCUGCCGGAGCAUCCAGGUGCAGGAGGAGACGUGGCGCGAGCGGUUCGUCUCGAGUGCCGACGAGUCGCUGGACUCGCACUUGUUCUACGGCACCUCGACGAACCGUGGCAACGUGUGCGUGCACCCCCAGCUGCUGGCCCACGUCGGCGCCGAGCUAUCCAAGGAGUACGCCGUGGCGAAGGAGAGGCGCAAUGCGAGGGAGGAGCGGCAGUCCGCCCGCGCGCCGGGCAACAGGGACAACGAGGGCGACAAGGGCAAGGACAAGGACGAGUCAAAGGGGUGA